Molecule: messenger RNA, 1050 nt
Organism: Colletotrichum karsti
Lineage: Eukaryota; Fungi; Ascomycota; Sordariomycetes; Glomerellales; Glomerellaceae
Exons: 2
Coding region: 1-1050 (349 amino acids)
Molecular function (GO): heme binding; iron ion binding; oxidoreductase activity, acting on paired donors, with incorporation or reduction of molecular oxygen
Source: RefSeq, a predicted model, not a curated record
AUGGUUUCCAGACUAACCCCGAUCCUCACAGAAUGGACGCCUGUGAACAUUAAUGACGCCUUCCUUGAGCUCGUCGCCAUUAUGUCGGCGCGCAUCAUGCACAGCGAAGAGGCUUCUCGCAAUCCAACCUGGCUAAAGCUAUCGACAUCCUUCGUCCACACUGCCAUCGAAUACGGAACUGCACUGAAGCACUGGCCUCCGUUCUUGCGGCCCAUCGUCGCCUACUUCCACCCGCAAAGAUUAGAGAAAGAAAACCAACUUGCUGGAGGCCGCGAGAUCGUUGCGAAGUCCCUGUCGAGAAAGAAAGCUCUGGGCGGCGCACCCCUCGAAAAUCCUCCUACGAUGCUCGACCAUCUUACCAGCGGCCAACAUGCUUCCAAGUUGGAUGAUUUGGAUCUUCAGUUGCAGUUGCAGAUGACCUUGGCCGUUGCUAGCAUCCACACAACGUCAUCAACGAUCACUCAGGUGCUAUACGACCUAGCCGCCUACCCGGAACAUACCGAAGAACUUCGCCAGGAGGUUGUUGAGGUCCUCGAGCGGUUCGGCGGUGUAUUCACCAAACAGUCAUUGUCUGAGAUGAAGAAGCUUGACAGCUGGAUGAAAGAAAGUCUGCGCAUGAACGGACCUGACAUGACUACAUUCCAACGUAUGGCCACGAAGCCAUUGACAUUGAAAGAUGGCACCCAUGUUCCUCAAGGAACAAAAUUGGAACUGCCGACAAGCGCCAUCAACUUCGACCCUGCUAUCUACCCCGAACCUCAACUUUUUGACGGAUUCAGAUCUUACCGGCAACGCCAGGAGGAGGGCGCAGAAAUCAAGCAUUCCUUUGUCGCUGUGACUCGCGCCGAGCUUGGGUGGGGUUUUGCAAGACAUGCUUGCCCCGGAAGAUUCUUGGCCGAUGUUGAAGUCAAGCUCAUGUUUGCCGAGUUCCUCCUGAACUAUGAGAUCAGAAACCCCGAAGGUCAACCGCGCUACAAGAACAUCGAAUUCGCCACGAACAUUCUCCCGGAUCCGACAAAAGAGGUUCUCAUUCGAGCGCGGAGAUGUUAA